AUGCGCAGCAGCUCUGAACAGUCGGUUCUUACUUACCAGAAUGCCCACAGACUGUCUCAGCAACAGCAGCAACAGGUGCAACAGCAGCUUCCACCGCAGUUGGUGCUGCCGUCGGAUAUCCGCCGGAGCUCAAUGGCCAGCUCGAGAUCCGUUUCGUCGCCAGCUAUUUCGUACUCGGCUGUUAAUGGCAGUCCGGGCGGCAGGAGUCCUUUGCAUUCACGGACCUCGUCUCAGUCGAGUUUUAGUAAGGUCAAUAGCGUUUCGUCGAACGUGUCGCCAAAUACCUCGACCAGUGCACUCGUGUCGGGUUCGUCUGGUGCUCCUCAGUCCAUUUUAAAGAAGUCAAAGUCGUUCCAGCCCGAAAGUGACUCUACAAGUGCUAACACUAGCUCGAGAAACUCAUAUUUUCAUGCCAGUUCUAAUAGCACUAGUGGAGGCUCGUCGGCUCUUCGUGGUCCUAGACUUAGCUCGGUACCAGCUCCUCCAGUGUCGAAUCCUAAUGGCCAGGGUUCUAUUGUAAGCUCGUCGGCUCGUCAAACUUCAUCGUCUGCAAAGACUGGUCCUCCAAUUAGAGAUAUUCGCGUUUCGGCAAAAUCUCAGGGUCAAAUCCAGCCUUCUUAUACAGCAGCUCCACCUGCACCGCCGCCAGCAUCGCCUCCACCUCGUGAGCCCGAGAUUGAAGAGUCAACUUCGUCCAAUAAAUUUGGGUCGAAGCUUAAACGCGCUCUUUUUGGUGGAAGAAGCAAAUCUAGUGACAAGCUUACUUCGAGCGCUAGUAGCAUCAAUUUUGGAAGAGAGUCGUCUGGUCAUGCCAAUACCGCAUCUUCGGCAUCUUCUGUUCGGUCGUUUAGCAUUUCGCAUAUGAGUAGUUUGCCAGUUCCAGGACGAAAGCCCGUAGAUUCUGACACGAGAUCCAUGUUUUCAAUGAGAUCCACCUCGUCAACUACUUCGACACUUCGAAAGAUUGGUAGUUCUACAAGGUCGCUGUUCCGACGAAGCAAGGACAGUAUCAAGUCUGAACAGGGCUCUAGUAGCACACAAACGAUUCCACGACCACCGGUGUCGUCGUUUUCUGCCCAAGCUGCACCUAAUUCUGCUGCUGGUCCAGCUACUUCUUCUCCUACCCGCUCUGUUGCUUCUGCUGUUCCAGCUCCACAAUUGACAUCUACUUCUCUUGGCAUUAAACCAUUAUCAGCUGCUACUGCUAGUGCUAUAGUGACUGCCACUGUUGUACAAGCUGAACAUGUUAAUGUGAACAACAAAAUGGCUGCGUCAUCUUCGUUGAGUAGCAUUCAGAAUUCCUCUGAGUUCAAACCAAUCACUUCUCAAGACAAAGAAGGGGAAGAAGAUGAUGAGGAAUAUGAAGAGCUUUUUGAUUCUCCUAUCAAAAGAGCCAUUCUUAGAACUCAAGACUCGUUCACUGCAGAUGAACCUCCUCCUUCUAUGUUUGGAUCAAUUAUUGUAACUCCGUCUUCGCCUUCGGAAGAGUCUUCUCCUGCCAAUGGCUAUGAAUCAGAGAAUAUCCCUUCCUUGACUUCGAGCACCGAGAGCCCUGGAGAAAGUGACGAUGUCGAGAUUACUGCUGGUGAUACCGUGUUCCCCAAGACUUUAGAUCUUCUCAAUGUAGCAAACAUUCGCAGUUCUCUUGAACGGACUAAAAGUUUGGAGAGACGUCGCAGUAAGCGAUCUGUUCGCAACGGCAAAGAUGGCACGCCUAAUAUCGACGAAAAGGCUGAUGAAACUGGUAUUCCUAAUGCCACUGAAAUCCAUGUCGCCGAGACUGAUGCCAAUACCAUAAUUGCUGCUCCUACUGAUGCUCCUGCACCACGUAGUAUUUUGAAGAGUUCUGCCUCUUCAAUUGACUCUGUUCAGCUGACUCCCGAUCUGUCAUCCAAUGGAAAAGCCGGUGAAUCUUUUGAACCCCUCCCGUUGCACGCCACUAAUGAACCAGAAAGUACAGCUGCUUUUGAUCCCUCACCCCUCCGUCUCGGAGAAACUCCAAGUUUUGACACAAGCUUCGACACCAGUCAAUUGAACAACUUUGGAUUUAAUAAUACUCCAUCAAAACCUAAUGGUGAACAUGACGAUUUGCUCAACUUUUCCUCGGAACCCGUACUUGCCUUGGACUUUGAUUUUGACCAAAAAUCUGGCAAGGUUACCCGAUCUCAAUCCCCAUCAGUUGCAUCUAGUCCUUCAACGACGCCAUCCAAUAAACAACAACAAAAUACUCCAACCCAAGUUAAAAAACUCCCCACUCCACCACCCCAAUCCGCUUCUCAAGAUGUUCACAAAAGACCCUUGUCGGUCGCUAAUCCUGCAUUUGAUAUCAACAUUAAUAACGCUGUCAUUAACAACAAAAAUAUACCUCAUUCGCAUUAUCGAAACUUAUCGAGCCCUCCUGUUUCUAUGCAUCAUGGUCUUCCCUCACCUGGGUACCAACAACCACAAACAAUGUAUCAUCCUUUGUACCAACAAAGGAAGUCUUAUCAUGGUAGAAACUCAAGUUAUGGUUCAAAUGUUUCGGCAUCUUCGUACUUCCGCCAAAGCAUGGAUAGUGCGGCUAGUGCUUCUUCGUCCAACUUAUCUUCCAAGUCAAACGUGAAUACUGUUUCUUUUUCAUCCCGUAUAGUCAUUUACGAUACAUAUGGAAGAUCCGACUAUGAUAGAAGACCUGAGAUUGCUACUUGUAAUCGGUUAACUCCACUCUUGGCUCAGCAGAUCAAGGAGGAGCUCAAUAAUUUUAAGAGCGAGAUGGAAAUCCACGCUGACUCUAAAAUAUUUACUCAUUUCUUUUAA
Sugiyamaella lignohabitans is the source of this 2796-nucleotide messenger RNA. RefSeq names its product Bni4p (gene BNI4). Lineage: Eukaryota; Fungi; Ascomycota; Dipodascomycetes; Dipodascales; Trichomonascaceae. Gene Ontology annotation, biological process: actin cytoskeleton organization. The coding region runs from base 1 to 2796 and encodes 931 amino acids. Gene Ontology annotation, molecular function: actin binding. The record is from RefSeq and is a predicted model, not a curated record. The transcript has a single exon.